Molecule: messenger RNA, 1428 nt
Organism: Myzus persicae (green peach aphid)
Lineage: Eukaryota; Metazoa; Arthropoda; Insecta; Hemiptera; Aphididae
Product: short transient receptor potential channel 4-like
Exons: 1
Coding region: 1-1428 (475 amino acids)
Biological process (GO): calcium ion transmembrane transport; regulation of cytosolic calcium ion concentration; manganese ion transport
Cellular component (GO): cation channel complex; membrane
Molecular function (GO): store-operated calcium channel activity; inositol 1,4,5 trisphosphate binding
Source: RefSeq, a predicted model, not a curated record
AUGUUACGAAAUCGGGACGGAUGCAAGUUCAGAGGACAGUUCCCGUACCCGAGGCUGAUCACGGCCAUGGACCAUAAGCAAAAGAAGUUCGUGGCGCACACCAACAUCCAACAAGUGCUGGAGACAGCGUGGCUGGGCGAUUGGAUCGAAUGGAAGUCGUACUCGGCGCCAUGGAAAUUGGCGUACCUGCUAAUGAGGUUCUUCAUGCUGCCGGCUAUGGUGGUGCUGGGCAUGUUGGCGCCCAAUUCCAAGUGGAACCAGGUCAAUCGGUUGCCGAUCAACCGGAUGUUCAACAGUUUGGUGGUGUACUUGGUGUUUCUGGUGUUGCUAUUCAUGCACUCGAACGCCGACAAAUUUAUGGCACGGAGGGGAGUGCAAGAGUUGAGCACGUGGUCUCUGAUCGUUGUGUUUGUGCUCGGCCACGGGGUUGAGAAGAUUAAGCUGCGGAUGCUUCAGGGCCCGGAGCGAUUCUUUAAGAACCUGUGGAACGUAUUCGACACGGUAAAGCUAACGCUGUUCACGCUGGCGUUCCUGUGCUGGGCGGCCGAGAGCGCUCUAGCUGUGGCCGGCUACAUGUCCGAUGACCUGGACCGAAAGUACUGGCACUGGGCUGAACCGCAGCUGGUGGCUGAAGCUCUGUUCGCCAUAGCCACCGUCAUGGCGUACAUGCGACUGCUGUUCCUGUGCCAGCUCAACUACGACAUCGGGCCGAUGCAGGUGUCCCUGGGCAAGGUGCUGUACGACUUUGCAAAGUUCGCUACGUUCCUGGUCAUAAUUAUGGCGGCGUUCACAUGCGGCCUGGGCACUUACUACGCCUAUUACGCGGACAUGGUGCACAAAGAUCAGGAGACAGGCGAGACGGUCCGACAGGAGGACUCGUUCGUCACCGUUGCCGACACGUUCAAAACGCUGUUCUGGGGCAUAUUCUGCAUGACAUCGCUAGACGCGCCCAACGUGGUAGUCGGCAACACUGUGACCGACACCGGUGGCGUGGAUACGGCCACCCAGCCGCAUCACUUCACCCAGCUGGUGGGCUACGGACUAUUCGCCGUGUUCGAGGUGCUCAUGGUCAUCGUCAUGAUGAACAUGCUGGUCGCCGCCAUGUCAGACACGUUCCAGAGGGUGGCUGACAACGCCGAGUAUGAGUGGCUGUUUGGCCGGACCCAGGUGUAUGUUAGCUAUAUGUUGCUGGAUGACAUGCCGCCGCCAUUUAAUCUGUUACCCACCGCCGGCUGGCUGCAGCUCGUCGCCAGGCGGUUCGUCUUCAAGUCGCGGUGGGCCGAUGGCUACAGCCACACGCCGGGCGACAACGGUAAGAGUGGCCACGGCGCAGACGACAGCCGGACGAAGCAGGAUGCCGCCGAGUUCCAGGAGCUAAUGACCGUAAUCAUCAAGCGGUAUUUCACGCACAGAUCACAAGUCGACUGA